Dacryopinax primogenitus is the source of this 1702-nucleotide messenger RNA. RefSeq lists its product as uncharacterized. The record is from RefSeq and is a predicted model, not a curated record. Gene Ontology annotation, cellular component: nucleus. Bases 1 to 681 code for a protein of 226 amino acids. Gene Ontology annotation, biological process: mRNA export from nucleus. NCBI's taxonomy places the organism in Eukaryota, Fungi, Basidiomycota, Dacrymycetes, Dacrymycetales, Dacrymycetaceae. The transcript has 9 exons. Gene Ontology annotation, molecular function: mRNA binding.
AUGACCGACGUUGCUAUGAACACACCGUCCAUGAACCGCGCUCAACGCCGGAGAAGCCGUGGAUUACCAUACGCGCGUCCGACAGCACAACCCGCGGUCACUUCCUCGGGAUCCACGCGUCUCUUGGUGUCGAGUUUGCAUUACGAGGUCACUGAGCAGGAGUUGAACACGCUGUUCUCGUCUCUGGGCGCUUUGGCAAAACCGCCGCGCAUCGUUUUCGAUCGCAGUGGGCGCUCCACUGGAAUUGCACAUAUCACAUACGAACGACAUGAAGAUGCUCUGCGCGCUAAGCAGAGAUUUGAUGGGCAGCCUGCGAAGGGCCAGAACAUAUCCAUCCGAUUCGAAGCAGCGCUGAACCCACCUGCAGCGAGUGCAGGCGGCGCACAGGGGAAGUCCUUGCUUGCGAGGAUCGGAGCAAAUCCCAGUGCGAGUCUGCUGGAUCGCCUUGGUGCACCUCCGACUGCACCUGCUAAGCGAGCGCCUGCUGCAGCGAAGGCAGUCCCGUCGGGCCCUGGUCCUACUCGUGUUCCUCGCGGUAACCGUCCUGCUCGUGCGAGGAGGGCAAAGCCCAAGACACAGACUGACCUGGACAAGGAGUUGGAUGUCUAUUUGGCUACCGAUAGUAAGCCACAGAGUGCGGAGAAGGCGGCUAAGGGAGAUGAUGUGGAAAUGACGGUUUGAUAUUAGUAUGCUAUCAGCGAUCUGUAUUCUCUACAAUCCCUAUCUUGGUCAAUAUGCGAUCCGCAUAGGUAUGGACAUGACGCUGACCACUCUGUGGGCCGGCAAGCGGCUGUGAAAUCAGAUCAUCAUUACAAUGCGCCACGCCAACUUCCUACCUCCGUAUGGAAUGAUAUGGAGAACGCAGGGACAGUACGGAAUCAGGACGUCAGGACGGUGUAGAAGGAGAGGAACUUCAGCAGGGAAGCACGCUGCUUGCCCUGCGGUAGUUCGCUCACGACCUUGUCCAGGUCGGCUUUUCCAAAGUCGUGGGCCGCAAUGUUGCCGGCUUCGCAAGCGUUGUACGCAACGGUGCCUUGGAGCGCGUAGAUUUCCCCGAUGUCAGCAAGGGUGAGGUGGCGGAAGUGGGCAAGGUAGAAGGGUUCCUGGACGAGUUGGUUGAUCGGGUAGUCGUUGGCGAAAGUGUACCAGUCGACGGUGCGGCGAUUAGCCGGAGGAAGUGGUUCAUUCGGAUAGUGGACAGCCUUGAUCAGAGCGAGGCGGGGAAGGUCGUGCACACGGCGAAGCGCGAGCUCACGGACGCGCUCUUCAUGAGGCUUCAGCAUGGUGAUCUGGUAGCCCAAGGAGUCGUUGAGGCGAGCCUGUUAAACCCACUGGGCGCGCAUGUCACCGUUGCUAGCCGUGAGCUUGGCAACCUCCGCCGCGAAGGCAGUGUGCUUCUCCCCGAGGUCGGAGUGCUUGGCCUCCAGCGCAGAAUAAGAGUGAGCAGAGGCCUGCAGCGUCUGGAGCUCCUCUCGUGACUCGAGAAAGGCUUCCUGCAGCUUGCUGAAGCGCAGUUCAAGUGGGGCAUCCGACGGGGGGAGUUCAACCUUGAACUUCUUGAUCCGGUUUUUGAGAGCCUGCGACCUGGCCAUAUGGUCGGCGGCAUAGUGCUCCAGCAACAGUUCUUGGCCCUUGACCUUCUGCAUGAGCUCUGUGCGGUCUGCCUUCACCUCCGCGAGCUGGUGGAAAACUGCAAGAGAGG